UGUACCUACUCUCUGUCUUAGUGCUGAAACCUGAAUUUAUUUUACUUUGCACAUUCCAUUUUUUUGUUUACGUAAAAUCGAAUUUUAGGCGCGGAUUUAAGCAUACCAAAAUUUAUUGCAGAGAACUAUGUGAUAAUGAAAUUACAAUAUAUCUUAUAAAUUCCCUAAACAUUCACCUUACUUAUUGCCGUUAGAAAGUGCUGCUAUUUACCUACCAUAUUCUAGAUAUUAUCAUGGCUAGCAAAAUCGAGUUGAAUCUAAAUAGACUGCUAGACGGAUUGGGCAUCGAUGGAGAUGAAAAUGAUUUCUGUGAUUUUACAAUAGCUGAUCAAAAUUCUGUUGCGGAAUCUCAAGGAAUAACACCUACCACGCCAUCAAAUUAUAAACCAGUUCUUGGUAGUAAUGUAACUUACGUCGUAGCCUGCGUGAUAUUGAAUGAUAAUGAUGAAAUUUUAAUGAUGCAAGAAGCGAAGGAGAGCUGUGCUGGGAAAUGGUAUUUGCCCGCAGGUCGAAUGGAGCCUAGGGAGACCAUUGUUCAAGCAGCUGCUCGGGAAGUGCUUGAGGAGACUGGCUUAAACUGCCGACCGGAAACAUUAUUAGUCGUCGAAACAGCUGGUGGAACAUGGUACAGGUUUGUUUUAACUGGCAGAAUCCUUGGGGGAGAACUUAAAACACCAGCAAAGGCUGAUAAAGAGUCCUUACAAGCAAAAUGGAUCUCAAAUCUGGAUGAAAUCUCAUUACGAGCUAAUGAUGUAUUACAUUUAAUUGAAAAGGCUAAAUCAUACAAAAACAGCCACCCGGGUGUAAAUUGGCAUAAAGAUAUUUUACCUGCUAACGUGCCACAUUCAAAGGAUAUGUUAAGGUUAGUUGUUCUAAUAAAAAAGAGAAGUACAAAUCGAAUGCAUGUAUUAUUAAGUGAAAAAACUGCCAUACACUUUCCUACGUGUGAAAUACAUCCGGCAAAAAGUGUUCAUUCAACACUAAGGAGAUUUAUGGUUGAAAUGUUUGGAGCAGAUGUUGCCCAGCACAGACCUUUGGGACUUCUUAAUGUGGAAGCAGAUCCAUCUGCAGAUGGCUGCUGUUUAACAUUGUUAGUAGUGUUCAGACCACCUCUUGAAGAGGUCCCAUUAAUUGGUAAAUGUGUAUGGCAUGAAUUGCCUCAAAGCAUUGAAAAGAAUCUAAUUCCUUAUGUGUCACAAAAAAAUUCAACCAUUGAAUUACAUGUUGUCCGCUAAGACAAAUGAAAUAAUACACUUAAUUACUCUUGUCAUAAUUAUAGAUGAUAUAAUACUCAUUUUUCAUGAUUUAUUGAAUCUCUGUUAACAUAUUAUAUGAUAUAUUUAUGUAAAUUGUCAAAGUUCUUUGAAAAAGAAUUCUUGUUGUGUUUGUAUUACUUACAUUAAUUUAAUUGUAUUAUCAAUUAGAAUGUAAUGGUGUUGGAAUGUAGGACAAUAUACAUAAUGUAAAUGAUUAUUUACUUACCUUACUAACUUAUUACUUGGAAGUAACUUGACAUUCCACUCGUGAAUAUUUGUACAAAUGAUCUAGAUUAUAUAUUUUUUUUACUAUAAUAUUGUUUUGAGUGUAAUACUUUUUGUUACAUUGAAAGUUGACAUAUUAUGAGCUGCCAUGUAUAUUGUUCAUUUUAUUUAAUUGAUCGAGAGUUUGAUAAGUAUAUUGAGUAAGUAUAUGAUCAUUUGUAUUAUUAAUGAUUUUAUGCUAUUUUGUUAAUAAUAAUAAAAAUAAUACACUAUGUAGACAGAAUAUGCAUAAUUUUUCUGGUUUAGCACAUGCUUCUCCUGAUAAAAUCAUCUGGUUUUAUGAUUACAAAAAAAUAAUUGCCAUUAUUCCCACCAGUAUUUACUUUGAUCAAUAUACUUAUUAAAUAUUACUUGUAUUUGGUAAACGGUGCUAGCUGUUAUAUAUUGUACUAACUGUAGUUAUAAAUGUUAACAUACUAAAUAUAUAUAUUUUAUAAAAA
Leptidea sinapis is the source of this 1981-nucleotide messenger RNA. RefSeq names its product 8-oxo-dGDP phosphatase NUDT18. Gene Ontology annotation, molecular function: 8-oxo-dGDP phosphatase activity; 8-oxo-GDP phosphatase activity; magnesium ion binding. NCBI's taxonomy places the organism in Eukaryota, Metazoa, Arthropoda, Insecta, Lepidoptera, Pieridae. The transcript has a single exon. The record is from RefSeq and is a predicted model, not a curated record. The coding region runs from base 234 to 1235 and encodes 333 amino acids.